Molecule: messenger RNA, 303 nt
Organism: Alternaria viburni
Lineage: Eukaryota; Fungi; Ascomycota; Dothideomycetes; Pleosporales; Pleosporaceae
Exons: 1
Coding region: 1-303 (100 amino acids)
Source: RefSeq, a predicted model, not a curated record
AUGGAAAACUUCACCAUCAACCUCUCCAACCUCCACGUCCCCUCCCUCGCGGAGUUCCCGCACUUGCCGCCCGCCUCCGACUCGGCGGCGCAGAAGCGCCUCUACUGGUUCUUCCGCGGCCUCGAGGAGAUGGCGAGCAAGCUGUACGAGCGCAUCGAGAUGUACCAGCAUCUCGAAGAGACGCUGGACGAGGAGGAGGAGGCGGAGCUCGAGGAGCUGAACAAGGGGGUUCUCGUGGUGUUGGCUGCGGUUAAUUGGGCGGGCAGACUGUAUGGUGGGGAGGGGUAUGAGGAGGCGGUUUGA